AUGGGAGAAUCGACCCUUUUCUCUCCAGCUCCCCCGCUUCACAGCAGCGGCAGCGCUGGAAUUGCCAAAGUCCAAGUCGUCCCAAGCGACUGGGACCCGAGAUUGCGCGAGCGGUGUCUCGAAGACGACGACGACGACGACGACGACGACGACGACCCUUCUCCCCUUUGGCGGAACCCAUCCAUGACCCGUCGGGAUCGCGUGAUGCAGGGCAGAGGAGGCGUCUUGAAAUAAGCAUUCUUGUAUGCCACCACCCCGGAACCGGCGCGGCCUGCCAACCUCCCCUCAACGGCCCAGAGUUUCCGUUCAGAGGUCGUUUAGAUUAAUCGCACCUUUGGUCUUUUGGAUGGCAACAUUGGCUGCCGGCUGCACCCCCGUCUUAGUCUAGCCCGUUCCGUCCGCCGCCGUGGGACACACACACCCCUGCCCGCCCCCCCCGGACUC
Messenger RNA from Colletotrichum destructivum, 444 nucleotides. RefSeq lists its product as uncharacterized. The record is from RefSeq and is a predicted model, not a curated record. Lineage: Eukaryota; Fungi; Ascomycota; Sordariomycetes; Glomerellales; Glomerellaceae. The transcript has a single exon. Bases 1 to 234 code for a protein of 77 amino acids.